AUGCUUCGCUUCCUGGGCACAACCUGUGCCUUCUUAGCCUGUAUUGUACUAGGCGCUAUUAUUUUCAACUUCAUUUUACUCAUGGAUGCGAUGGACUUGCCGCCCGUCCAUCCUAAAACUGAAGAAACCUGGAAUACCUGGGCUAAGGAGUUCCUGGAUCCUUUGAAAUUCAGUCAAUCUUCAGGUCGGGAACCAACACAUUAUGAAAUUCUUGAGAUUCCCAAUUGUUCGCCGGAUGAGGAUAUAAAGGCCUCGCGUCGUCAAUUAGCACGGAAGUAUCAUCCCGACAAGGUUGAGGGAGACAAGAAAGCACAAGUAGCCGAGAGGAUGGUCAAAAUUAACCAGUCUUUCGAUUUUCUCCUCCAUAACUCGAAUCGCUGCACCUAUGACUUCGACAUUGGUUGUGGAAUCAAACAUACUGAGGAAUGCCUGGCGAAAAGGGAACGAGAAUUUGAAGAGAAAGUCAAGAGCGCACGCGAACAGAGAGAGCAAGAGCGACAGAGCACAGGAGCAGAAUGGGGUAGGCAACGUAGAGAGAGAACUGCGACGAAAAAGGGACCUGGAAGCUCCGAAGAUACACGGAAUGAGGCGGAAGGAGGAAUGUCUUCCAAUUACUCAAAACCCUUCUUCCAACGGCUAGCAAGUUCUAUCCGUCGGCUUCUUCGAUUCUUAUUCAGGCUUUAG
Messenger RNA from Annulohypoxylon truncatum, 684 nucleotides. RefSeq lists its product as uncharacterized. The record is from RefSeq and is a predicted model, not a curated record. Lineage: Eukaryota; Fungi; Ascomycota; Sordariomycetes; Xylariales; Hypoxylaceae. The transcript has a single exon. Bases 1 to 684 code for a protein of 227 amino acids.